Messenger RNA from Rhizophagus irregularis DAOM 181602=DAOM 197198, 1137 nucleotides. RefSeq lists its product as uncharacterized. Gene Ontology annotation, molecular function: aspartic-type endopeptidase activity. Gene Ontology annotation, biological process: proteolysis. The record is from RefSeq and is a predicted model, not a curated record. NCBI's taxonomy places the organism in Eukaryota, Fungi, Glomeromycota, Glomeromycetes, Glomerales, Glomeraceae.
AUGCACGCUUUGCAUAUAUUUACGUUAGCAAUAACAGUUUUUCUAUUUGUUGAUGCAUUACCUUAUGAACGGCCUAAAGUGCAUACAAUUCCGCUAAAGAUAAAACCAAUCACUCGUCGCUGGGCAUAUAAUGUUUCCAGGCGAGCAAACGAACUAAUAACAUUAGACCAAGAUCGACCGGACCUUUCUUAUUUUGGAGAAAUUACUUUCGGCACGGGAGAACCACAAGAGCUUAAUGUGCUAUUCGACACGGGAUCGGCCGAUUUGUUUGUUAUAGGUGAUGAAUGUGAUUCACCUGCGUGCAGUCGUAAACUUAAAUAUAAUUCAUACCUUGAUGAAUCUUACAAAGCUAUCGACCUACCUUUCUAUGUCGAAUACGUUAGCAGUGCAUUUGCAAAAGGAUCUCGUGCCACGACCGAUAUCAAAAUCGGGAGUCUUUCGGUGGAAACACAAGAUUUCGGACUUGUUGACACGAUUUCCGAUAAUUUUGCCGAUCUCACAUUUUCGGGUAUAAUGGGGAUGGCACUUAGCUCAGCAAGCGAAAACGGACAACUCACACCAGUCACGAACCUUAUAAAUAGCCAGGAACUCGAUCAACCACAAUUCUCUUUUAUGCUUGGAAGAGAUGCAGAUAAUACGCCAAGCGAAUUAACAAUCGGCGGGAGUAAUCCAGCAAGAUACGAUGCUAAUUCACUUACCUGGACAAAUCUAGUGGAUGAUAAUCAUGGUUUGUGGAAGAUUCCUCUCGAUGACUGCUUUGUCAGUGACCAACCAUUAGGUUUUCAAGAUCGUAUUGGAUCAAUCGAUACUGGGUCUGCAAGCAUAAUUAUGCCACCUGCCGAUGCAAAGACACUUUAUGGUAAAAUUCCCAAGUCCGUAGCGCUAGAUAAGGGGUUCUACUCAAUACCUUGUGAAACCAAUAUUGUAAUUAGUCUGAGAUUCAGCGGUAUGACUUGGAAUAUGGAUCAUAGAGAUUUUGUACUCAAAGAAGGAGAGAAUUGCUUUGGAUCUAUUCAGGGAAUCGAUACUGGAUCGGACACAGCAUGGAUUAUUGGCAUUCCAUUCUUAAAGAACGUAUACAGCAUUUUUGAUCAAGGCGAAUUUCGGGUUGGAUUUGCCACAUUAAAACAACCAUAG